AUGAAGAAGGAGGUGUGCUCCGUGGCCUUCGUCAAGGCUGUGUUCACCGAGUUCCUGGCCACCCUCAUCUUCGUCUUCUUCGGCCUCGGCUCGGCCCUUCAGUGGCCGUCGGCGCUGCCCUCCAUCCUCCAGAUCUCGCUGGCCUUCGGCCUGGCCAUCGGCACCCUGGCCCAGGCCCUGGGGCCCGUGAGCGGCGGCCACAUCAACCCUGCCAUCACGCUGGCCCUCCUCGUGGGCAACCAGAUCUCCCUGCUGCGGGCUGUCUUCUACGUGGUGGCCCAGCUGGUGGGCGCCAUCGCCGGGGCGGGCAUCCUCUACGGGCUGGCACCUCUAAAUGCGCGGGGCAGUCUGGCCGUCAAUGCGCUCAACAACAACACGACGCCCGGCCAGGCCAUGGUGGUGGAGCUGAUUCUGACCUUCCAGCUGGCGCUCUGCAUCUUCUCCUCCACCGACUCCCGCCGCACCAGCCCUGUGGGCUCCCCAGCCCUGUCCAUUGGCCUGUCCGUCACACUGGGCCACCUUGUGGGGAUCUAUUUCACCGGCUGCUCCAUGAACCCAGCCCGCUCUUUCGGCCCCGCAGUGGUCAUGAAGCGGUUCAGCUCUGCACACUGGGUAUUCUGGGUGGGGCCCAUCGUGGGGGCUGCCCUGGCCGCCAUCCUCUACUUCUACCUGCUCUUCCCCAACUCCCUGAGCCUGAGUGAGCGUGUGGCCGUCGUCAAGGGCACGUAUGAGCCUGAGGAGGACUGGGAGGAGCAGCGGGAGGAGCGGAAGAAGACCAUGGAGCUGACCGCCCACUGACCAGCGUCAGACAGGGGCUAGCCUCUCACCCCUGAAUUGCAGGGGAAACCCUCCCCGCCCCCCCCAAAAACCCCCAUGACAGCAAAGCUUCCUUCCCCCACAGCGGGUCCUCUGGGCUAGGGAGGAGGGACUCGCUCCCCAGGCUGCAGUUAGAAAUGGGAGCAGGAACCCAUGAUGGACUCCUGGGGUGGGGCCCCGGGACUGCGGUCUGAUGGGGUGAGGGUCUCUCUGAGACGGGGCAGGCUGCUGCCAUGAGGUCAGACCUCAGAGAUUGUGAACACGGCACUGAGCUCACAGGCCGCCCCGCCCCAGGGGCAGGGCAGUAAGGAGUGGCCUGUGUUCUUCCUCCCGACCCUCCCGGCCCCUCCUCAAGAGCCAGAGGACCCCAGCCCCGAGGAUGGCAGAGGCUGACCCUCCCCAGAGCUCCUUCGGAGGGCGAGAGACUGGCUCACUAAAUGCUGCCUUAUUUAUUUCUGCUUCUAGGUGCACGGGCUAGGGCUGCUGGGGUGUGGAGUGGGGGCUCCCCAAUAAACCACUGACAUCCA
Molecule: messenger RNA, 1343 nt
Organism: Myotis lucifugus (little brown bat)
Lineage: Eukaryota; Metazoa; Chordata; Mammalia; Chiroptera; Vespertilionidae
Gene: AQP5
Product: aquaporin 5
Exons: 4
Coding region: 1-798 (265 amino acids)
Biological process (GO): transmembrane transport
Cellular component (GO): apical plasma membrane; plasma membrane
Molecular function (GO): water channel activity
Source: RefSeq, a predicted model, not a curated record